GCAUGCAACAAAAAAAUUAUUCAGGACGUAUUGCAUAAUUCAUAUCGUCUCACACAAUUCGCACAGCGAUGUAGUAUACAUUAUCAUAAGUACCUUUCUCCGGUUGUAAUGUACAUGCACUUGUGAUUGCAAAGAGAGGUGAGCAAUCUUCGAAAUAUUUGUCAUUUACACAUGUUUACACAUGGAUUACAACUUCCUUAUGGACCGUUUAAUUUAAGAUCUAGUAGUACUACUAGUUGUCAUUAGAACUAACCUGCUGGAUCUUCACAGUAACGUGUGGUGAUUGAUUAAACUUCUGCUUUUUGUUAAAUGGUUUAGAUGCCUGCUGUCAACUAGUCCUGCGAGUUUGAAUCAUGUCUGCAAACAAAAACAAAGAAACGACCCAUUUAGGAUCAGAUGCACACUCUGAAACGGACACAGUCAAAGAGUCGCAGGAGAACCCCUCUGGAAAUGACACAGCCACAGAUGCAAGGACUAGUACAAAAGCGGAUUCUAUUAGUUUACCUUUAGGCAGGCCUGCAUUGCGAGGGGUGGGGCACCAGACGAGAAAUGAGGGCUCGUCCGUUUUUCGUUUUCCAGGGUUUGUCGAAUCACUCUCGGAUGAGAUUCAGCUACAAUACCGUAUGGAUCAUAAGAAACGAGGACUCGCCAUGGUCUUCAAUCACGAGAACUUCUCCCUGUCUGUCGGCAUGAACAGGCGGAUCGGAACGGAGCUGGACGCACUAAACCUGCGCAAGUACCUUGGCAGGCUAGGGUUUGAGGUAGUCGUCUUUCAGGAUCUACGGAUAGCGGAGAUUAAGAGGCAGUUUGAACGAGCGGCCUUUGAGAUGGACCACUCAGAGGCCGACUGUUUUCUCUGUUCGUUCCUCACACACGGAGACGACGGUAUAAUCUAUGGUUACGACGGCACGCUACCGUUACAAGAGCUGUUUGAUUACUUCAGGGGUGAAAACUGCAAAUCGCUCAUCGGCAAACCGAAGAUCUUUCUCAUACAGGCCUGCAGAGGGGAUAAGCAUGAAAUAGGUCUGGAAACGGACGCUCUUGAUAAGGAUGAGCCUGAUUCUUAUGGCUACACGGUUGUGGAUGGCGGACCCACCCUAACGGUGCCGGCCGGUGCAGACAUGCUCAUAUGUUACUCUGUUACACAAGGUUUUUACUCGCAUCGAGACACGUCCCUGGGGUCCUGGUUCAUCCAGGCCCUGAGCCAAGUCAUGGAGCAGUACGGAGCCACCAUGGAGUUCACGACCAUCCUGACAGUGGUCAACCGACUGGUUGCCCAACGGUCGGUGGAACGAUGCCUGGACCCGCGCAUGAUCGGCAAGAAACAGAUCCCCUGCUUCAUGUCCAUGCUGACGAAGCAACUGGUGUUCACGCCAAAAUAAUGGUACGGGGUUCGAACCCAAUUAGAGUAGUCUGUGGCUUGCUAGGCCCAACACAACUUAUUUCACACCCCCCCCCCCCCCAUGAAUGUG
Messenger RNA from Patiria miniata (bat star), 1472 nucleotides. RefSeq names its product caspase-6-like (gene casp6). The record is from RefSeq and is a predicted model, not a curated record. Gene Ontology annotation, cellular component: cytoplasm. Gene Ontology annotation, biological process: proteolysis; apoptotic process. Bases 354 to 1382 code for a protein of 342 amino acids. NCBI's taxonomy places the organism in Eukaryota, Metazoa, Echinodermata, Asteroidea, Valvatida, Asterinidae. The transcript is spliced from 6 exons.